AUGGAAAUUAUUAUCGUGGCAGGAGAAGGAGGGGUUUUCCACUUAGACGAUGAAACGAAUACAGAGACAUCGGGCGUUCUUCUCAUCUAUCUUGAGAGGGAAAUCAAAAUGUUCUAGAGGAUAUGUUGCAACAUGCCAACAGUGAUCAGAUCAAUACUGUGACUGAACUUGCGUUAAUUUUACUCGAAAAUCAAUUACCGUUCUCACCUCCAACCGCAGCUAAAUUAAAACAUUAA
Pocillopora meandrina is the source of this 236-nucleotide messenger RNA. Lineage: Eukaryota; Metazoa; Cnidaria; Anthozoa; Scleractinia; Pocilloporidae. The record is from the annotation of a GenBank genome assembly.